AGGUCAGUCUGUAGAUGAUUUUCCUCUGUCUGGUAAACGUCUUCAGUUUAUCUGAAAUGUCUGUGUUAAUGUCUCCGCCGCCGCUCAGACCUUUGCUCAUGUAUAUAAACAGAAUUACAGCCUCGCUGAGCUGAUUAUGGGUGUUCGAGUCUCCAGAGGAACAAUGAUGUCUGUCCUGCAGAUCCACCGCUCCGAGAAGGACAUCUUGCAGAGCAGAGCAGCGGAGAUACAGAGGGAGAUCCAGCAGGGUGAGAGAAAGAUCUUCAGUGAGGUGCUGGAUCUGUCUUCAGGAGAUCUCCACGGCGGUGGAAUAAAGCCCAUCACCUUUGUUCGGCAGGUUCUGGCUGCUUGCUCAUAUCCAGCUCUUCUGGAGGACCAAAGUCUGCCUUCAGAUGUCCGGCAGAGAGCUGAAGACCUGCUCAGAGAGUGUGCAGGUGGAAGUGUGGGUGAGCUGCUCUUCAUGUGCUCGAAAUACAUUUACAUUUAG
This is a messenger RNA of Danio rerio (zebrafish), 487 nucleotides long. The record is from RefSeq and is a predicted model, not a curated record. Lineage: Eukaryota; Metazoa; Chordata; Actinopteri; Cypriniformes; Danionidae.